GUCCCACCCACAUGGUGGUGUCGCUUCCGGGUGGUGGCCGCAGACUCCGUCAUUCUCUGUAAACAAAAGUUAAACGACGGUCCAUCUCCCGCGACACUUUCAGCAAAAAGACAUGCAUAUCAAAACAGGUACAUGGGAAUCCAGCAACACUGUGUGUGAGCCAGAUAGCCUCUGUGAUCCAGCUGUUCUCGUGUCCGCCGCCAACUCGGAGCCCCACAUCCGCAACCGUCGCCUGUCUCCCGGCUCCGGCAACUGCGGCGGCGGGGGCGGCGGAGGAGGCUGCAUCUCCGGAAGUGAGCAGCCGCCCCGACAGCUUUCGCCCGAGGGCGACCUGAUCGGGCCGGGCCACACGCACGCCUUCAGCUUCCGCAGGGAAAAGGAGCGCAAAGGCCAGCAGCACAAGGGCCGCAGCCUCCGCAGGGAGGGCCAGAGGGGGGCGGGCCGCACCGGCGAGCGCUCGCAGAAGGUCAGCUCCAAGGAGAGGUGGGUGGAGGACAGUCUCUCGCUGCUCAGGCCCCCGCCUGCCUUCCCGGUGCAGGACAGCCCCGCCAAACUGCAGCCUGCCGUGAGCUACGCCUCCAAGGUGAAGGCGGGGGCGGCGGGCGGCGCGCUGGAGGAGGACCGCCCGGCCAUCGGCAUGCUGCUACAGAACCAGUGGGGCUUGAGCUUCAUCAGUGAGGCGCGGCCGGCCUCGGAGGGCCCCGCCCCCUGCCCCGCCGCCAACGCCCUCCCGCCUACAGACGCUACACACCCGGCAGACCUCCAGCUGGAUACGCCUCUCACGGUCCAGACCCCCGAAGAAACACCCGCUCCAGCUACCUCCACCCCCCCAAUCACCCGCGCAGAGGUCGAGGAGAGCAACGGGAAGCUGCUACUUAGUUGUCGCCAUCUAGUGGAGGCGUUGAAUUAUCACAGCAGAGAGUUCAAUGCUAUAUGUAACAGACAGAGAAAAGAUUCAAAACGAGUUGUCUGGUACAAGGAACCCCAGGAGAACCCAGCCUAGCAGCAUGAGAAACCCAAAGCAGAAACACACACACAUGUCUACAUGCACAUGCAAACACACGAGGAUGGACACGUUUUGGAGUCCUUUACACACACAAACACACACACAAACACUGCACUCAGGAUGAUGUCUUCACGCAAAGCCACACUGAGACACUUUGGACUAACUCCUUUGAGAUCUUACAGCAAUGGACUUUUUUAACGCCUUAUGAAAGCCUGCCUUAAUUAAUCAGACCUGUCUUCUUCAUCGUCUCCAUUUUCAUUUUUAGCUUGUAUGUAUAGAGCUGAUUUUCUUUUUUUAAAAUCUCCAUGGAGCUGUAAUUUGUGUGUUUUCCCUUUUUGAAAAAUAAGCUGCGGUUUUUAUCAAACUGUGUCCUCUGUAAAGCGAGUGGUCAAUCAAGCACUUUGUUCAAUAGAAUUCUGUUCUGACCAAUCUGCGAGUGCAAGAAGAAGUCCACACCAGAGUGAUUAACCCCCCCCCCCCCCCCCCCUUUUUUUUUUUGUUUUUGUUUUGCUCGUCAACCAGAAGCGUCGUCUUGUACCUGCUUGAGUUUUCUGGUUCAUGUAUGCAGAGGACUUCUGUAGCCGUGUCUUCAGUUUACAGAAGGGUGUAGUCAAAGGCACAGUAGAGUUCACCCUUUAUCCUGUCAGAUCUUAAUGCUGUGUUCCUUUUUAUUUGCUCCCUGCUCGGGUGAAUGUUACUCAUGAAUCCAUAAGGGAUGUCACGUUGUUCAGUAUGUUGAUUUUUAAGAGAAAAAAAAAAGAAUUUAUUGAAUAAAAUGAAAUUACACUGGAGGAGGAGGAAGAAUGUAAGAGCAGUAUUGGUUAAUAAAAAUAAACUUGAGAU
Molecule: messenger RNA, 1849 nt
Organism: Salarias fasciatus (jewelled blenny)
Lineage: Eukaryota; Metazoa; Chordata; Actinopteri; Blenniiformes; Blenniidae
Exons: 4
Coding region: 113-1003 (296 amino acids)
Cellular component (GO): nucleoplasm; cytoplasmic stress granule
Molecular function (GO): RNA binding
Source: RefSeq, a predicted model, not a curated record